UCACAAGACCAUUGAGGGUUUUCCUGAUACUCUGACUCCGCCCCCUACAAGUCCCGCCCUCAGGGAUUAGCAACCGGAUCCCUGGGAUCCAACUUUCCCAGAAGUGGCUGAGAGAACCUUUAGGUACGUGCCGAGUUCCCACCCGGACCUUUCCCUUCCAAGCACCAGCACCGGAAACGGCUCACCUCUCCUCUCUGAUCGCGGACACCAUGCUCCACCUCCUCCGUAGCUGCUCUAGGGCAUCUUCCCAGAUCCUUAACAUCUCUCCUUCUGUGGCUCGGGUUCCUGUGAGGAAGAAGUCCGACACUCCUCAUAUCCUGAGGACUCCUCUGCAGAACGGCCUUCCUUUCUUUAUGAGACCGUGGCUCCUCACAGCCGGUCUGGGGUCUGAGAAUGGGGAUAAAGGCUAUCACACAUCUAAGUGCUGUUUCAAGAAGAAGAAAGUCUUUGUGGUCCCAAAGAGACCACCAAUCAUUCUUACAUACCUCCCAAACACCCCAAAGCCUGCCCUAUACGUUGCUUUGACUGGAUUGAUUCCCUUUGUGGCUCCACCACUGUUCAUGAUGAUGAGGGAGACCUAUAUCCCUGAAUUGGCAUUUGCACAAAUGGCCUAUGGAGCCAGCUUCCUGUCUUUCCUUGGAGGGGUCAGGUGGGGAUUUACUCUGCCAGAAGACAGUCCAGCCAAGCCAGAUCUCAUGAAUCUAGCCUGUAGUGGGGCUCCACUGGUGUUUUCUUGGUAUGCCUUCCUUAUUUCUGAAGGACUCCCUGGAGCCAUUGUCAUGGUGAUUAUGGGCUUUGGGGUGGCCUUACACAAUGAAGUCUUUCUCCUACCCCAUUAUCCUAAUUGGUUCAAAGCCUUGAGAAUAGUGGUGACUCUAGUGGCAUUUUUUUCAUUUGUAGCCACUUUGAUACUUAAAAAUGUGUAUCUGGAAACUGACCUUAAACAGCCUGCUCAGGCUGAGUGAAGUCCAUUCACCCCAUUCCCAUACCUCCCCCAGGUUGUGAACAGGUAGGGUAUUAAGUUCCUUCACAGGUUCAUGGAGGCUACUUCUUGUUUUCUUUGUAAUCCCUGCAGCUAAGGAUGUUCCCCUGUGGAAAUCAUGUUGCCUGAGGCUCAGGAGAACUUGGUAAUAACCUACAGUUAUUGGCAUAUGUGUCAUUAGAUUGGCAAUCAAUAGCAUUUUUUCUUCUAUUUAUAAAUGAACUGUAAAGAAUGUUUUAAACGGUUUAAAAUAAAAUACCAGAUUGGCCAAUAUCAUGGUAGAGUGACAAAUAUUGGAAGGGAUGUGGCAAAAUUGGGACAAUGGAUUGUUAGUAGGGUUCUGAACUGAUCCAACCUUUCUGGAAGGCAAUUUGGAACUAUGCUCAGGGCAAUAAAACUGCAUACCCUUUGAUCCUUUAAUACCACUACUAGGUCUGAGUCCCAAAGAGAUUUUUUAAAAAAGGGGAAAGGACCUAGUUGUACAAAAAUAUUUAUAGCUUCUAGCUCUUUUUGUGGUGGCAAAGAAUUAGAAACUAGAGGAAUGUCCCUCACUGGGGAAUGGCUGAACAAAUUGUGGUAUAUGAUGGAAUGGUAUGUGAUGUGACAAAAUACUAUUGUGCUGUAAGAAAUGGUGAACAGGGUGGUUUCAGGAAAAAUUGAAAAGACCUAUAUGAACUGAUAGAGUGAAAUAAGCAGACCAGAAGAACAUUGAACACAGUAACAAUACUAUUCUAUGAUGAUCAAUUGUGACACUUAGCUACUCUCAGGAAUAUAAUGAUCCAGGAAAAUUCUGAGGGACUUAUGAUAAAGAAUGCUGACCACUUCCAGAGAAAGAACUGUUGGAGUCAGAAUGUAAAUCAAAGCAUACUGUUUUUCACUUUAUAUUUUUAUUUGAGAUUUUGGAUUUAUAUGAGUAUUCUCUUACAACAGUGAACAAUGUGGAAAUAUGUUUUGCAUAAUACAUGUAUAGCCCAAAUCAAAUUGCUUGUCAUCUUUGAGAGGGAGGAUAAAGGAGAGACAAUUUAGAUCUUGAAACUUUAGAAAACAUGUGGGAAAUUGUUAUUAUAGGUAAUUGGGAAAAUAAAAUCUUUUUUAAAAAGGAUCAAAUAAAGACCACAACGUAUUCGUUGGCUAGAACAUUA
Messenger RNA from Monodelphis domestica (gray short-tailed opossum), 2124 nucleotides. RefSeq names its product transmembrane protein 69 (gene TMEM69). NCBI's taxonomy places the organism in Eukaryota, Metazoa, Chordata, Mammalia, Didelphimorphia, Didelphidae. The record is from RefSeq and is a predicted model, not a curated record.